AUGCUGAUUUUCCUCAACAUGGACCUCAGUGGUGCAACGUCCCAAAUCCUACAGGACUGGAACAUCCCCGAACAGCUCCACUCCUCGGGCUCCUCUCCAGAGUCCAAUUCCUUCUCCUCUGUGGACUCCGUGUGCUCCUCGCCGGAGAUGUUCUACUACGGAGGCCACCGGGAGCUCGUCUCCGGGUCUCCACGGCGAGGUCCCUGCACCGGCUCCAAGGCGCAUGGCAAGGCUAAGAUGUCCACCAAGAGGCGCGUAAAAGCGAGCGAGAGGGAGAAGAUGAGGAUGAGGAGUCUGGCCGAGGCUCUGCACCAGCUCCGGGAGUACCUGCCGCCGGAUUACACCAAGAGGGGCCAGCCUCUGACCAAAAUACAAACCCUCAAGUACACCAUCGAGUACAUCAACAAGCUCUCGGACAUUCUGAGCCAUGCGUAA
This is a messenger RNA of Syngnathus typhle (broad-nosed pipefish), 435 nucleotides long. RefSeq names its product mesogenin 1 (gene msgn1). The record is from RefSeq and is a predicted model, not a curated record. The transcript has a single exon. Lineage: Eukaryota; Metazoa; Chordata; Actinopteri; Syngnathiformes; Syngnathidae. The coding region runs from base 1 to 435 and encodes 144 amino acids. Gene Ontology annotation, molecular function: RNA polymerase II cis-regulatory region sequence-specific DNA binding; protein dimerization activity; DNA-binding transcription factor activity, RNA polymerase II-specific. Gene Ontology annotation, cellular component: nucleus. Gene Ontology annotation, biological process: regulation of transcription by RNA polymerase II; mesoderm formation.